AUGUACCCUCCGUGGACAAAUACCGAAGACAACUUGCUGAGAAACCUAGUAUAUUAUUAUAACAGAAAUUGGUCUCUUAUCGCAGAAAGGCUCUGCAAAGCUACUAAUAUUACGAGAACUGCAAAACAGUGUAGAGAUCGUUAUGCGAGAAUCUAA
Molecule: messenger RNA, 156 nt
Organism: Paraglomus brasilianum
Lineage: Eukaryota; Fungi; Glomeromycota; Glomeromycetes; Paraglomerales; Paraglomeraceae
Source: the annotation of a GenBank genome assembly